Molecule: messenger RNA, 474 nt
Organism: Paramecium primaurelia
Lineage: Eukaryota; Ciliophora; Oligohymenophorea; Peniculida; Parameciidae
Source: the annotation of a GenBank genome assembly
UAUGGCUUCCUUAUCAAGUGAAAGCAAUACCAAGGAUAGUGAAACCUUAAAAGAAUUAUUGAAAUAGAGACCCAGAAUCUAAAAAAAAUAACAAUAAACCAAAAUUAACAAAUCCAAUUCAAAUCCUAUUUGGAAUCCAGAAGAUUUAAAGAAAUUAGAAAAAUGUGUUUCUAUUUUAGGAACUGAUUUCGAUUUAAUAUAGUUAUUAUUUAAGAAUCGAACUAGAAAAUAAAUUAUGGUUUGUAUUUUUUCAAUUGAUUUUAAAACUAUAGAAUAAAUACAAAAAGGCUAAAAUACAAUAUGAUCGUAAACAUAAAGAAAAAUUUUUAAGAAUUAAAGAAGCACUCAAUAAAGAAUAGGAAGUCUAGAGGCAUCGUUUAGGAAGCAUAGAUUCAAUUGAUUUAGUAAUAAAAAUGUACAUAAUAUUAGAAUAUUGCAUUAGAUAUUCAUGAACUUAGCACAAAAAAGGAGUGA